Molecule: messenger RNA, 1682 nt
Organism: Triticum urartu
Lineage: Eukaryota; Viridiplantae; Streptophyta; Magnoliopsida; Poales; Poaceae
Product: GATA transcription factor 12
Biological process (GO): cell differentiation; positive regulation of DNA-templated transcription
Cellular component (GO): nucleus
Molecular function (GO): sequence-specific DNA binding; zinc ion binding
Source: RefSeq, a predicted model, not a curated record
CUGACCUCUCCUCCUCAGCUCCACGCCAAUUAAACCCUACUACUCCUGCUACCAGCACUCCUCCUCUCGCCCCCCUCGCGUUAUCUCCGCCCCCCUCGCGCAGCCCACGUACAAAACCAAACAAAAAAGCGCCGAGCAACGCAGCGCCGCAGAUAGAAUCGUUGCGUGCGUCCACCGCUCUCGCGGCGGCCAUGGAGGCCACGGCGCCCGACUACUACGCCCGCGACAAGAAGGGCUCCGACCUCUUCGUCGUCGACGACCUCCUCGCGCUGCCGUGCGACGACGAGGAGGAGGAGGAGGAAGGGGUGGGCGACGCGCCGUUCCUGCCGGCCAACGCCGCCUCCGCCGCCGCAGUCGUCGUCAAGCAGGAGGCCGGGUUCGGGAACGCGUCGGCCGACUCGUCCACCGUCACGGCCCUCGACAGCUGCAGCAACUCCUUCUCCGGUCUCGCCGACGGCGACUUCUCCGGCGGCCUCUGCGAGCCGUACGAUCAGCUGGCGGAGCUGGAAUGGCUGUCCAACUACAUGGGCGAGGGCGAGGAGAGCUUCGCCACGGAGGACCUACACAAGCUGCAGCUCAUCUCUGGCAUCCCCUCCGGCGGCUUCCCCUCGGCGAACGGGCCGCCUGCUCCGGCGGCCACCGCUGCCACGGCGCAGCCCGGCGUGUUCCUGCCGGAGGGCCCCGUCCCCGCCAAGGCCCGUAGCAAGCGCUCCCGCGUUGCGCCGGGCAACUGGUCGUCCCGCCUGCUCGUUCUCCCGCCGGCCCCGGCCUCCCCGCCGUCCCCGGCGUCCAUGGCCAUCUCGCCGGCGGAGUCUGGCGUCUCAGCCCAGGCGUUCCAUGUCAAGAAGCCUUCCAAGCCGGCCAAGAAGAAGGAGGUGCCGCCGCAGGCGCAGGCACAGGCUCAGACUCAGUCGGUGAGCGCGCCCACAGCGCCUUCGGGCGUCACGGCGGCGGCCAACGAAGGUCGGCGGUGCCUGCACUGCGAGACGGACAAGACGCCGCAGUGGAGGACGGGGCCCAUGGGCCCCAAGACGCUGUGCAACGCGUGCGGGGUGCGCUACAAGUCGGGGCGGCUGGUGCCGGAGUACCGCCCGGCCGCGAGCCCGACGUUCGUGACGUCGAGGCACUCCAACUCCCACCGCAAGGUGCUCGAGCUCCGCCGCCAGAGGGAGAUGCACCACCACCACCAGCCGUCGCAGCUCCAGCAGCACGCGGUCGCCGGCGGCGUCGGGAGGAUAAUGCACAUGGAGAGCCACCUGCUGUUCGAUGGGCCGGCGGCGCCGCCCAUCCUCGGCGGCGGCGACGACUUCUUGAUCCACCACCGCCUAGGGACGGCAGACUACCGGCAGCAGCUCAUCUAGACGAGUCGUCAGUAUGUUAGAACUGAUCAGUUUAGCCCAGAAAUAAUAAUUAAAAGCAGCUAAAACCCCAAGAGCCGGAAAUAUCGGAAGAACUGCAAAUGUUUGCUUAUUAGGAGUUAUAUUUUCCCAGUUUUCUCUCUGCUUCCGUUUGGUUAGCCCGUGUGCUUUUUGUUGAGCUCGAAAUUUUCGUGUCCAUUUAGUUCAUGAUCCUCCCCAGUUUCCCGCUUGAUUAGUUCACUCCUAAUUACCCCUCAGAAACUAAUUCUAGGGCGUUGAGUCCUUUUAUUUCUUAGCAUUUUGUAAUACAAAUACUUUUCGUUU